Diorhabda sublineata is the source of this 777-nucleotide messenger RNA. Its product is annotated as homeobox protein unplugged-like. Gene Ontology annotation, molecular function: RNA polymerase II transcription regulatory region sequence-specific DNA binding; DNA-binding transcription factor activity, RNA polymerase II-specific. The record is from RefSeq and is a predicted model, not a curated record. The coding region runs from base 1 to 699 and encodes 232 amino acids. Gene Ontology annotation, biological process: regulation of transcription by RNA polymerase II; regulation of nervous system development. Gene Ontology annotation, cellular component: nucleus. The transcript has 3 exons. NCBI's taxonomy places the organism in Eukaryota, Metazoa, Arthropoda, Insecta, Coleoptera, Chrysomelidae.
AUGGAGAUAUCGUCUAGUGAAGGGUGCGAAAGUAUGACGAAACCUGUACCGAGACCGUUUUCUAUCGAGGCUUUAAUGAGUGAUUGCGGUCCGAGGAAAAGUACGAAUAAUUUUAUACCGUGGGAACAGCAAAAUAAUCAAUUUGUGCAUUGUAAUAAAGACACUGAUUCUGAUGGAAGUGUCGAAAUGGAUUUGGCGCAGGAUUUGUCCAAUAGGAGUCAAAAAGACGGCAAUUCGGAUUUAGAGGACGAUUUAGACGAAGCGCAUUCCUCGGAAAGUUCCGCCGCGACGAAAGCUCGCCGAAGACGUACCGCUUUCACCAGCGAGCAACUCUUGGAAUUGGAAAGGGAAUUUCACGCCAAAAAGUAUCUUUCUUUAACGGAGAGAAGCCAAAUAGCAGCGGCUCUGCGUUUGAGCGAAGUACAAGUUAAAAUUUGGUUUCAGAAUCGUCGAGCGAAAUGGAAGAGAGUCAAGGCGGGUUUGGGAAGCGGUCCUCAUCAAGGCGUUAAGAAUACGCAGCAGAAAAGUAAACUCGUCGUACCUAUACCAGUACACGUCAACAGAUUUGCUGUAAGGAGUCAACACCAACAAUUGGAAAGAGCUUUGGGUGAUUUGGCCGGGAGAGUUUUAGCCAGUCACGCCGCCCUCAGGGUAGGUUUAGAUUUACACGGAUUUCACACGCAGGCCCCGCCUCGCUAGAAAUCCAAAGGGAAAUUUUAAGAUAUUAGUGAUUCCUAUGUGAUGUACAUAUACAGUGAGUGUUAUAAUGAAACAAAA